Messenger RNA from Argiope bruennichi, 1031 nucleotides. RefSeq names its product ADP-ribosylation factor 1. The coding region runs from base 165 to 710 and encodes 181 amino acids. The transcript has 5 exons. Gene Ontology annotation, molecular function: GTPase activity; GTP binding. NCBI's taxonomy places the organism in Eukaryota, Metazoa, Arthropoda, Arachnida, Araneae, Araneidae. Gene Ontology annotation, biological process: intracellular protein transport; vesicle-mediated transport. The record is from RefSeq and is a predicted model, not a curated record. Gene Ontology annotation, cellular component: plasma membrane; cytoplasm.
UUUUCCUGUUCGAAAUCAAAAACUAGAAAAAGAAGGUUACGGAUGUUGCAACGCGUACCCACCAAUGACUAGACGUGGCAUAAGCCUUGUCAACUCCUUUCUAUGCCCGCCAUUUUCUGCGUAUUAGCAUUACCGUAAAAAGCUGUUAAUCUGUAAAAUUCAUCAUGGGAAAUAUUUUCGCCAAUCUGUUUAAAGGCCUUUUUGGCAAAAAAGAGAUGAGAAUACUCAUGGUUGGUUUGGAUGCUGCUGGUAAAACAACUAUUUUAUACAAACUAAAGUUGGGAGAAAUAGUUACUACAAUUCCUACUAUAGGUUUUAAUGUUGAAACUGUGGAGUACAAAAAUAUUAGUUUUACCGUAUGGGAUGUAGGUGGUCAAGAUAAAAUCAGACCUCUCUGGCGACAUUAUUUCCAGAACACUCAAGGAUUGAUCUUUGUAGUUGACAGCAAUGAUAGAGAGCGUAUUGGAGAAGCUAGAGAAGAAUUAAUGAGAAUGUUAGCUGAAGAUGAGUUGAGAGAUGCUGUACUUUUGAUAUUUGCUAACAAACAGGAUCUCCCUAAUGCUAUGAAUGCAGCAGAAAUCACCGACAAACUUGGCCUCCAUUCCUUACGAAAUCGCAACUGGUACAUUCAGGCUACAUGUGCAACAAGUGGGGAUGGAUUGUAUGAAGGCUUAGAUUGGCUUUCUAACCAGUUGAAAAACCAAAAGUAACCAUGGAACUCUUUCGAACAAUUUCAUAUUGAGAACUUUAAAAACUUGAGCAUGGAGAAGAAAAGUAAACAAAAAUUCCAUGGGAAAAAGUAUUUUGUAGGAAAAAAAAAAUCAAGCUGGUAUUUUUCCCAGUAUGCUAUUGCUUCCCUUAUUUAUGAGCCUUCAACUGAUAUGUUAUAUUAAAUCUGAUUUCUUGAAUUUAUUUUUUAUUCAGUUUAAGGCUUGUUCAUCAGGGUUGCAACCUUGAAAGUGUAACGCCUAAGAAAAGAUUUUUUUGAAAAUGGCAUAUGUUUGUAAAUAAAUGAGUAUUAAAACUUCUCA